CUAUGGACAAUUUGGAGUCGCCAAUUAACCUAGCAUGUUUUUGGAAUGUGGGAGAAAGCCGGAGAAAACCCUCGCAUGCACGGGGAGGCCUGCGCGCUAACCACUCGAGCACCGUGCAUCCCAACAUUCAUUCAUUCAUUCAUUUUCUACCUCUUUUUCCUCACAAGGGUUGCGGGGGUGCUGGAGCCUAUCCCAGCUGUCUUUGGGCGAGAGGCAGGGUACACCCUGGACUGGUUGCCGCAGCCCAACAUAACAAACAAUAUUUGCAUAUUUACAAAUAGUCUAUAAAUAUGGUAAAUACAAGUAAAUUAAGUGUACUUUACACACAGCGCAAUCAUGUGGUGGAUUAUCUUUUAGAGCUGGAUGACAUAUGGGAUGAAUGUGGCAUUUACUGUGAGAACGGAACUGCCAGGAGUAUGUUAGAGAAUGAGGUCCUUUGCUCCUCUAUUGUCAAAUGGAGACCAGAUUGUCCAGUGUCCUCCCGUCUCUCACUGUUAAAGUGUCAAUAGCUUGUUUGUGAAAACUGUUCCGUACUGACUUGUAUAUUUAUAACUGUACAUUUGUACGAUCUCAUACUAUACUACUGUACUAUUUCAUACUAAAUUAGCCUGGUAAAAUUGUCCCAUUUGUAAAUACUUGUAAACACAACACUUUAUUAGCUCAUACAAUGUUGACACGAGAAAAUACAACACAUUGACUGUGUUUAUGUGUUUUACCUCCUAAGUUUGGAUGAGAGCACAUGUACAGUACAUGACGUGGUACUUGAAGGUGCUUAUAGUAAGAGACCACAAAUGUCUUUCACUGCAAUUUUGGGGAAAAUAACAUCCUGAACAACAAGUUUCCAAGAAGCCCCGCAUGGUUUUCACAGUCUUACUCAUGCACUGCACUCACCGGACACACAUACAGCGCACGGAAUCUCACGCUUCGUUUGUACGCAUGCAGGCAUUCGAGACAGACACCACGCAGCGCUUACGUGGUGAUGACGAAAGAAACAGACAAAGCCAUACUUAGCAAAGAAAAGAAAGGUGUGGGCUAGCAGAUGGAUUUAAGAGGGUGGAAUUACUUAUGUCAACACAUUACUACAGUGCCGCCUUUCUUUCCCAGCGACUGGAGCAUGUGCAGACAGGUCGCUGUGAAUGGAGCGGUGUGGUAAGAGGAUCAAUAGAUUUAACAGAGUGCAUGGUGAAGACACACCUCUUAUACAGGGUCAGGACACCCACACAGAGAGGAGGAGGAGGGAGGCAGAGAUAGGCUAGAUGCUUCAUUGUGUUUCUUUUUCUAUACCCCUCUCCCCUCCCCAUUUCCUUACUUGAUGUUGAGGAAGAGCAGAGGAUGCAGGCAAGUGUUGGCAACAUGCUCUUCUGUCAUGCAAAUGUGACUGCUGUUGCCAUCGCUCUCCGUCAGCUCAGCUGUCAGGGAAGGGAAUGUUCUCCGCAAGAAUGACUCCCUGAGCCGGCUCACCAUGUGGAUGUGGGACAGUAACUUCCAAACUUUUGCCGGAAGAAUCCCCAGGAAAAAGGCCCCCAGAGCUUAUCGUGUGGGUGGCCGCCUGUGUCAGUCUGCCUUUUUUUUGUGUGUCUCUUUCGGAACUCAUGGAUUUAAUGGUGCCUGAUUAUUAGGAUUUAAUGUGCUUCAUUUGCAAAAAAGUUUCACAGAGACUCUUGACGGACUGCAGCAUGGGACACCACGUGUUAUACUGGACUUUCCACUGCACACUGUGGGUCUUUGCCUGGAGAUAGAAUAUCAAAUAGCCCAAGAAAAGCCUCUUUAAAAAGGGCGAUUCGGGCUCGUUAUGAAACCCGGAUUGUGUCCAGGUGUUUCAAGUGACAGGACCAUGAAGCACCUUAGCCAUUUUCCUUUUAGAAGACAUUCCUGGAUAUGUUUCGACGUGGACAAUGGAACAUCAUCGGGUCGCAGCCCGCUGGACCCGAUGGCCAGCCCAGGAUCAGGCCUCAUCCUGCAGGCCAAUUUCGUCCACAGCCAGCGGAGGGAGUCGUUCCUGUACCGCUCUGACAGCGACUACGACCUCUCACCCAAGUCUAUGUCCAGAAACUCCUCCAUCGCCAGCGACAUCCAUGGUGAUGACAUGAUUGUAACGCCAUUUGCACAGGUCCUUGCCAGCUUGAGAACUGUACGGAACAACUUUGGUGCAUUAACUAACCUGCAGCAAGACAGAGCAUCUAAUAAUAAGAGAUCACCCAUGUGCAAUCCACCACCCAUCACCAAGACCACCUUUACAGAGGAGGCCUACCAGAAACUGGCCACUGAGACUCUGGAGGAGCUGGACUGGUGCCUGGACCAGCUGGAGACGCUGCAGACCAGACACUCGGUCAGCGAGAUGGCAUCCAACAAGUUCAAGAGGAUGCUCAACAGGGAACUGACUCACCUGUCAGAGAUGAGUCGUUCAGGGAAUCAGGUGUCUGAGUUCAUCUCCAGCACCUUCCUAGACAAGCAGCAUGAAGUAGAGAUGCCAUCACCUCAGACGCAGAAGGACAAGGAGAAGAAGAACAAGCCCAUGUCUCAGAUCAGCGGUGUGAAGAAGCUGCAGCACUCGUCCAGCCUCACCAACUCGAACAUCCCUCGCUUUGGCGUGAAGACGGAGACGGAGGACGAGCUGGCAAAGGAGCUGGAACAUGUGAACAAAUGGGGCCUUAACGUUUUUAAAAUCUCAGAAUUCUCUGGGAAUCGGCCGCUGACAGUAAUGAUGUACACCAUAUUCCAGGAGCGAGACUUGUUAAAAACGUUUAAAAUUCCAUUGGACACUUUUAUCACCUACCUGAUGACCUUAGAGGACCAUUACCAUGGCGAUGUGGCCUACCACAACAACAUCCACGCCGCUGACGUCACCCAGUCCACCCAUGUGCUGCUAUCCACCCCUGCACUCGAGGCCGUGUUCACAGACUUGGAAAUCUUGGCGGCCAUCUUUGCCAGCGCCAUUCACGAUGUGGACCACCCGGGAGUGUCCAACCAGUUCCUCAUCAACACCAAUUCCGAACUGGCGCUGAUGUACAACGACGCGUCUGUGCUGGAGAACCACCACCUGGCUGUGGGCUUCAAGCUCCUACAGGAGGAGAACUGCGACAUCUUCCAAAACCUGACCAAAAAACAACGACAAUCGCUGCGAAAGAUGGUCAUCGACAUUGUGUUGGCUACUGAUAUGUCCAAGCACAUGAACCUACUGGCUGAUCUAAAAACCAUGGUGGAAACCAAAAAGGUGACCAGCUCGGGAGUCUUGCUGCUGGAUAACUAUUCUGACCGGAUACAGGUUCUGCAGAACAUGGUGCACUGUGCAGACCUGAGCAACCCCACCAAGCCCCUGCAGCUCUACAGGCAGUGGACCGACCGCAUCAUGGAGGAGUUCUUCAGCCAGGGCGACCGAGAGAGGGAGCGGGGCAUGGAGAUCAGCCCCAUGUGUGACAAACAUAACGCCUCGGUCGAAAAGAGCCAGGUCGGUUUCAUCGACUACAUCGUUCACCCCUUAUGGGAGACGUGGGCCGACCUGGUGCACCCGGACGCCCAGGACAUUUUGGACAUGCUGGAGGACAACAGGGAGUGGUACCAAAGCACCAUCCCCCAAAGCCCCUCCCCCGCUUUGGAUGAACCUGAGGAUGGCAGCCGGCACCCGGUAGGGGACAAGUUCCAGUUCGAGCUCACGCUGGAGGAGGACGGCGAGUCGGACACGGAGAAAGACAGCGGCAGCCAGCCGGAGGAGGAGGAGGAAAACAGUUGUACGGACUCAAAAACGCUUUGUGAGCAGGACUCAGAAUCGACUGAGAUUCCCUUGGACGAGCAGGUGGCGGAGGAAGAGGAGGUAGCAGAGGAGGGAGACACUUCCUACUCGCAAACUUGUGUUGUGGAGGAAGAGGAAGAGGUCGCGGAGGAGGAGGAGGAAGAGGAGGAGGAAGAGGAGGAGGAGGAGAAGAAAAGCCCAGAUACUUAGCAGUGUAGGACAGCCCCGGAUGAACUGUUCUUCUUAGUAACAAUUAUUUAUAGAAUAUUCUAUGAGGGGGGAGGAAAGGAGUCUGUGUUCUUUUCUUACACUAUGUUCCAAAGCCACACCCACUCCAUCAGCCCUGUUGAGACACACCCACAUCUAGCAUGCCUUCUGGGGACACCUUGGCUCCGCCCCCUCUCUGCCUCUUCCUUGAUAACACACACCCACCUCAACCACACGCCUCCUCUGAGCCCAUAUUGGUCAGAACUCCUCCCUCUUGUCAGACUCGCCCACUUUGGCCACACCCCCUCAUCAUCUCAGCCACACCCACCCAACGGUACUCACUUUUUAUUUUGCACUCAGGAAAAUUCCUCCCCGUUCUUGUUCUCCCAGCUAAAGUGACCUUUUUCUUUUUCCACCCCUUUUUUCAUCUUUCAACCCAAUCACGCUGAGGGAUGAGGGGGAGUAAGGGGGCGGAGCCCGUAGAAACACAUGAUGUGGAAGUCUUCCUUGGAAAACGAUGUUGCUUGUUGCUGUCCUCUGUAUCAGAUCUUUUCUCUAUGCUUUAUUUCAGCUUGGGUGUGAAUGAGGAGGUCAAUUUUAAUGUUGGCUUUUUUGGGGGUAUGAAGGGGGUCAGGGGCUCAUUUGAAGUGUUUGCACUUGCUCCAAUAGCAUUUAUACCACUUAAUGUACUCCCAUGCCCACUCUGCUCCCACUCGGCUAACAAGGACUUUGUUAUUCUGACUAUUAUUAUUAUUAUUAUUCAUUUAGCUAGCUGGCCGCCGAGGAGGACACAAAGAAAGUGACGUGGGUGAAGCCUUGAACUAUUAUUGUUGCCUACAGUUCUUUUUGAACACAUCCUGAGACAAUGCAAUGCUUUCUAGUCCAUACAAAACGCACUUUUUUUCAUUAUUAGUGCUUCUUAAGAUGUUUACCAAUUAGCGGGGUGAUUUUAUGUUAUUUUUUAUACACAUACUUUACAACAGCUUUUAAUUACUAUUGUUUUCAUCAUUAUUGGGUCAUUAAACACUUGAUUACUCUGUCUUUGCUUUGGGAUAAGACAAUCAGCUCCAACUGACACGUUGCCUUUUUUUUAAAUCACUGAAACAAACACUGGGGGAAAAAAACAUCUCAGAUUUCGAGUAUAGAGUCUUACAAUUACCAGAAUAAAGUAAAAAAAUUAUGAGAAAAAAGUCUUAAAUGUAAGAAAAAAAUGAUACAUUUCAGAGAAAAAAGUUGUACAUUCACAAGAAAAAAGUUGUAAAUUUACAAGAAUAAAGUUCUUAAUUCAUGAGAAAAAAGUUGUGCAUUUAUGAAAAAAAAGUUAUACAUUUACCAGAAUCAAUUUGAGAUUAACAUUUUACCAUAAAAAUGCAUUAAAUUUGCCGGAUGAAAUUUGUAAAUUCACUCGAAAAAAGUCUGUACAUUUAUGGGAAAAAAUGUCGUAAAUUUACAGGAAAAUUGUAAAUUCACAAGAAAAAAAGACAUUCAUGAGACUUUCAUGAGAAUAAAGUCUGAAUUUCAGAGAAAAAGACAUACAUCUAGUAGAAGUAAGUUGUAAAUUUUACGGGAUAAAAGUCAUUCAUUUACUUGGGGGGAAAAGUCUUACUUUUACCAGGAUAAAGUUAGUAAAUUUACAAGUAAAAAGUUGUAAUAUUACGUGUCAGAGGGAAAAUAGAGCAUACCUCUUCAGGAAGGAAGUAAAGUCUCCUCUUGCUUCAGGCAAGCUUUUAUUCAUAACGUGGCAGCAAAACAGCAUUUGAGCAUGGCUAGCAAGAGAUUAGCAUGGCUAGCAAUUCUCACUUCCGCCUUCCUUAGCCCACCCCUAUGGCCCAAGGCCAAAGGUCACAUAGCUGUCUCGGGCAAUGCUUGUAACAUAAUGUUAUAAUUUUUUUUCUCGUCAAUAUACCACUUUAUUCUUAAAAUCUGAGAUUUUUUUUUCCAUUGUGUCCCUAAAACUCAAUCACAUUAACAUGCCAAUGACUCAUUUUUUUUUUUUUACUUUUUUUUUUUAUUUAUUGCUGUUUUACAUUGUGUUAAAAUAUAAAGGUGGCACAGCAAAUAAAUCACUGUAGCAUAAACAGGCUCACCAGUUCCAAAACCCAAAUCUUCUUACGUUUAUUUUACUACUGGUUUUUUUUUUUUUUGCUUCUGUGUACAUAAAAAAUAUUACCAAAAAAACACACUUGAAGACUGCACACUGAUUUUUUUAUUUUGUCACUCUUUAUUUAAUCUAACAUUUUUGUGCCAAUUUUAUUUGUAUUUUUUCCUUUUUAUUGUCACGCUCACCCAAUGCCCUUACCUGUAAUACGAUUUUUCCAGUUUUAAUGGCUGUUUACAAACAUUAUAUUUAUUGUUGUGUAUAUACUAUAUAGUUAUUAUUAUUAUUAAUGUUAUUGCUAUCAUAACACCGUUUGUCGUAAAUGGUUGACUCUUAAUCAUCCCUUUUGGUGAUGGUGUGGCUGUAAAUCACGUACCUCUUGUUGAGAGAAUGUGUUUUUAAAAAGAAACAAAAAAAAGUUCGAAAAAAAUGGUUGCUUGUCUAAGAAGCAGCUUGGAAGGGAGGGAGGGGGGGUCCAGGGUGGGGAUAAACCAAAUUUUUUUCUAUAAGCAACUGUUCCUUGGCCCAUGGGCUGUGCCUUAAAUUCAAUACUCUGUCGCCCUUUUGUGUUCAUAUUUGCAUUUUCUAAUUCUUCUUCUGCUACAUUAGUGAUGAUAACUGAUAAACUGCCUUUUUUUCGUUUUGCUUUUGAAGCCAAAUUUAGCCCAUCCCCACCCCGGGUUAUGAAACAAGAGAGGUACCACUCUGUCCUGUCCUGGCUGCAACAUAACCUCAAGCCGAUAGGAAAGCACACAGGCUCGGCUACACACACACACACACAUGCAUGUUCAGCCGCUGCUGCAUUAAAUUUGGCUGAAACACACAGUGUGUCGCGAAGGCGCCCCACCCUCUUUCCUGGCAAUAGAACAUCCCAGAGACUCUUCUGUUGACACAUAUACUGUAGAUGCUAAACAGCCCUGGACCAAUGGAAACAGUGGGUUAUUUCUUUUCCUCUUUUACGUGUUCUAUUUUUUUAAUGGUAUGAAAGGAAAACACAAAACUGUAACUUUCAAAAGAAAAUAAAUAAAUAAAAGGUCUUCAGGACAAUUAUUUUUGGGGGUUCUGUCUUUAGAAUGCCAACUUGUCUGGACAUUUCACAGGACAAAUUCAAAUGUUAUUUUAAUGGUAUCCUUGUUAAUUGCAGUCUAUUGGAUAGCACUGUAGAGCAAACAACUUCAUGUAAGAAAAAAUGUUUUUAUAUGCGAUGGAUUAAAAGCAUGGGUUGAUUCUG
Doryrhamphus excisus (bluestripe pipefish) is the source of this 7266-nucleotide messenger RNA. It is a transcript of the gene pde4d, whose product is annotated as phosphodiesterase 4D, cAMP-specific. Lineage: Eukaryota; Metazoa; Chordata; Actinopteri; Syngnathiformes; Syngnathidae. The record is from RefSeq and is a predicted model, not a curated record. Gene Ontology annotation, molecular function: 3',5'-cyclic-nucleotide phosphodiesterase activity. Gene Ontology annotation, biological process: signal transduction.